CAUUGGUGUAUUGCACAUAUGUAUUUUAUUAUCUGAGCUCUGGGCAGGCUGUGCAAGCCGUUCUCUAAUGUAACCUUUGCCACUGUUCUGCUUGAUACAUUGCCAGUUGUAAUCGUCAACUAAAAUUUGAGCUGUUGCUUUAAACUUCAUCAUUACUUGCAUCAAAAAUUUUUAUCGGCAGUUGAAACGGGGUUGGAAUUUGUCAAGUAGUCUUUCUGACUUUAGGUUGUUUGCAUACUGUUUUGGGCAAACAGAUAAACUGCUUCCCUAAUGCAGAAGGAUUACAUACAUCGCUGUUGUUACAUAUGUGAUGCGUUUCAAAGUGAAGUACUUUUGCAUACUGAGGAGGAAAGCUUUAUGUUUUCAUUUGGUUUUGAACUUUUGUUUCAUGUUUUUGCUUGGAUUGUACUUUAUGUCUGGCAGCACUUAAGAUCCUUAGUGCUCGAGAACUGUUGAGGUGAUGAUGAAAGAUCCCAGUUUCUGUUGUGAUUAUUCUUCAUUUAGAUUGAUAAGGAGAACGGGUGAAAUGACUGAGGUUUUCCCCGACAGAAAGCAUACACAAUCCAUGCAGACUGUUGGCGAGCUUUAUACUUAAUCACAGUUUAUACGUAAAAUCACUGUAGUUUGUCUGUAGGUUUGUCUGUUAUGUAUGGGAUAGACCAUCCUCCAUCUGAUCUCCUUGUGAAAUUUGCCCACUUGUUUCACUGAGAGGGCAGUGAAUAUUUGGAUAGCAGUUACUGUUUUCCUCUUCCGCAAAGAUCUCUAGAGAGAGGGGAAAAAAAAACAACCCAGCUAAUAAUGACUGGUCAGAUGUGACCUUGCGUAGGGCUUUUCUGUGAGACAGCAUAAGAAACAGAUAAAGCACAUUCCUUUUUGAACCAUGUGCCAGGUGUUUGCUUGCUCCCUUGGGUGCUGUGCAAGGAAUGAAUUCAAUUCCUAUUGAACCUGGUGGGAGCCAAGAAAUCUUAGUCCCUUGCGGGGGGAAAGGCUUGGCAUCUUACAGAGGACUGAGGGCUCUGCACUUACAGGCGCAGCAUGAUAGCUGUAUCAAAAUGUGUGCGUGCGUGCACAUGUGUUUGAAAUAAUGUCAGUUGUUUAAUAAGCUUCCAGGUAGAUGUCUGAGUCAGUGGUUUUGUCAGCUCUGGUCAGAUUGUAAUGAAACCAGACCACUGCCCUGUAUCUCCUCUCAAAUGGUAAUAGGGCAGAGAGGUGAUCCUGAAAGGCAUAGCUUUGAGAGUCUAGGUACAGCAACAUGGCAAACGCGCUUGCAAAUGCCAUCUGUGAGCGCUGCAGGGGCGGUUUUGCUCCUGCUGAGAAAAUUGUCAACAGCAACGGUGAGCUGUACCACGAGCAGUGCUUUGUCUGCGCCCAGUGCUUUCAGCAGUUUCCCGAAGGGCUCUUCUACGAGUUUGAAGGGAGGAAGUACUGCGAACAUGAUUUUCAAAUGCUUUUUGCCCCUUGCUGCCAUCAAUGUGGUGAGUUCAUUAUUGGUCGUGUUAUUAAAGCUAUGAACAACAGCUGGCAUCCAGAGUGCUUCUGCUGUGAUAUCUGCCAACAAGUGUUAGCCGAUAUUGGAUUUGUCAAGAAUGCUGGCAGACAUCUCUGCCGUCCUUGCCAUAACAGGGAAAAAGCCAGAGGCCUGGGAAAGUACAUAUGCCAGAAGUGUCAUGCCAUUAUUGACGAACAGCCUCUCAUAUUUAAAAAUGAUCCUUAUCAUCCUGAUCAUUUCAACUGUGCAAACUGCGGGAAGGAGCUUACUGCUGAUGCUCGUGAGUUGAAGGGAGAAUUAUACUGCCUACCCUGCCAUGACAAAAUGGGUGUCCCCAUCUGUGGGGCAUGUAGAAGACCAAUUGAAGGCCGUGUGGUGAAUGCUAUGGGCAAACAAUGGCACGUGGAGCAUUUUGUUUGUGCAAAAUGUGAAAAGCCGUUCCUCGGUCAUCGUCAUUACGAGAGAAAAGGCUUGGCUUAUUGUGAAACCCACUACAAUCAGCUAUUCGGUGAUGUUUGUUUCCAUUGCAACCGUGUGAUUGAAGGAGAUGUUGUGUCUGCUCUGAAUAAGGCAUGGUGUGUGAACUGUUUCGCUUGUUCAACUUGCAACACUAAGUUAACACUCAAGGAUAAGUUUGUUGAAAUUGAUCUAAAACCUGUCUGCAAACACUGUUAUGAGAAAAUGCCAGAUGAAUUUAAGCGACGACUUGCCAAACGGGAACGUGAAGCAAAGGAUAAAGAGAAGCAGAAAAAGAAAAAGCCAAUCUGUUUGUAAACUUUUUUCCCUUCUCACCACCACCUCUGCUCCUUUCUUCUUUGGAAUAAAUUUGUUGAGUUUGAUAUGAAGCCUGUCUGCAAAAAGUGUUAUGAGAAGUUUCCUCUAGAGCUGAAGAAAAGACUGAAGAAACUUGCUGAAACUUUGGGAAGGAAGUAAAGACUUCAUCUGCUCUCCCCCUCCUUUGUGAAAAUCUUACAUCUAUUACUUGCGGGGGGGGCUGCUUUGAGGCUUCAAUCAGACAACAAAUGAUGAUGUACAUCUUCUAUCAAAUCAAAAUAUCUUAAGAUUCUCUGUUCUCUAUACAUGUAUGCCUAUUUGUUGAUAGACAGACCAUACUUCCAAACUAAAUUAAAUACCAGCUCACCUGAAAGGUUUCUGACCCUGAUAAUGCAGUUGAACUGAUGCAGGUGGCCCAUCCUGCGCAGUAAUCUCUGCAGAAUUUUACAGAGAGAGAAAAUUUGCUUGUGAAUGCCUGCCAAAACAAACUGCAAAUGUGUCCAACUUCAGGGGCAUGCAUUGUCAUUUAUAUUAAUGAAAAUAUUAACCUUUAUAUUAAGCAUGCACACAAAACUUGCCUGCCUGGUGGAAAAAUUCACGCUUGGAUUUCAGGCCAAGUCAUCUCAUUAAGGAGCCUUGUUUCAGACGGUUUGAAGAGUAUCAGAUUUCUAAAUAGAGUCACUGUACAAAUGACCUACUUCCGAUAGAUUAUGCUUACAUGAUGAAUCUUUGUACAUCAGGCUUAGCAUGAAAUACCUAUAUAAAAUAUAUAUUCCUAUUGCAAGAAAUGAGCAUACUCAGAACUACUUGAAUUUUGCUAUAUUCCACUCAAAAUAACUCAUUAACUUUUAUAUAUGCUUUUGCAUUCUAUUUACUUUUUGUGCCUUAUUCUGCUGGACCAUACAUAACAGUGUUCCAUUAAAUAUAUAUAUAGUUUUAUUUUUUAUUUCGUAUUUUUAUGCAGAAACUAUAUACAAGGUAUUUUCAAAAGAUAACACUUUGCCUUAAUUAUACAGGAUGCAAGAAGUAUUUUAUUUCAAAUGUGAACACCUGAGCUUAAAAUUUAGCUUCUAGACUGAGUUAAUCUUCUGAACAAUACUGAAAAUGCGUAUUUCAGUUAACUGGCAAUAUUACUUUUACACCUAUGAGUGUAAAUGUACAAGGGUUGAUCCUGCUAGGAUCUAUUUCUUUAGCCAUCUUCAAGAACUGAGUUCACAAAUCAUCGGAAUUCCUUAUAACAUACAUUUAAUUGUUUUAUACUAUUGACUUCUGUCCAUGCAAAUCUGUUUUAUUUUUCCCUUUCUUAUAGAAAAUACAGUUACUUAGGACUUCUUGAUGGUACUACAUUACGAAGUACGCAAACAUUUUUUUAUUCUUUUUAUAUUAGUGACUUAAACAGAUUUUAUGUAAUUACAUCAUAGGAAGUAAAAUUUUCUUUCCAGUUUAUGAAAAAUUAGUUGCUUUAAAACAUCUGCUUUCAAGCGUCAUCAAUAAAGGCUUAUGUUAUUAAA
Molecule: messenger RNA, 3774 nt
Organism: Aquila chrysaetos chrysaetos
Lineage: Eukaryota; Metazoa; Chordata; Aves; Accipitriformes; Accipitridae
Gene: LIMS1
Product: LIM zinc finger domain containing 1
Exons: 11
Coding region: 1253-2263 (336 amino acids)
Biological process (GO): positive regulation of integrin-mediated signaling pathway; cell-cell adhesion; positive regulation of substrate adhesion-dependent cell spreading
Cellular component (GO): cytoplasm; focal adhesion; cell-cell junction
Source: RefSeq, a predicted model, not a curated record